AUGAAGAAAGGGGUGCCUAAGAAGUACAGCAACCUGCCCAUACCUGAGACUUUGGAAACCGCCAAGCAAAGACUCACAGCCUUGACCAGCUGCUUAAACAGGCACAAUCCAGACACAGACAGCUGGAGUACAGAUGUAGCACCCUUGAACAACCCCCAGAGUGCAGUGUGUCUGGUGGCAAUGGACAGAUAUCUGUAUGCCAUUGGAGGACAUGAUGGCAUUACUUUCAUAAGUACUGUAGAGAGAUAUGAACCAAAAAUGAACAAAUGGACCAAGCAGGUACCGGUGCUGACAAGAAGAACCAGAGCUGUGGCUGCUGUGCUGGAAGGUAACCUGUAUGUAAUGGGAGGGAGUGAUGGUGAAAGGACUCAGAUAAACACGGUGUAGCGGUACAACCCUGCAGAUGGUACCUGGUCGAUAUGCGCGCACAUGCUGAGUCACAGAGAGAGCGCUGGUUGUGCUGUGUACCUGAGACACCUCUACAUGGCCGGGGGCAAAGAUGAGCUCAAGCUGGAGCUCCAUGCACUGCAAAGGUUCAAUCAUGACACCAUGAGGUUGAUGCCUGUGAAACACAUGAGGAGGGAGAGGAUAUCUCUUGUAGUCUUCAAUGGUGCACUGCUGGCUGUAGGAGGAUCUGAUGGUUUCACCCAUCUGAAAACAACAGAAGUUUACACAAACAACACAUGGAGACACUUUGGAAGCAUGAAGAGUGAGCAUCCAGGUGGGAGAGUGGCUGCGCUGUGCUGA
Messenger RNA from Neolamprologus brichardi, 747 nucleotides. NCBI's taxonomy places the organism in Eukaryota, Metazoa, Chordata, Actinopteri, Cichliformes, Cichlidae. The record is from RefSeq and is a predicted model, not a curated record.